UACGCAAACUACGCAGAACUUUUCUGCGCAAGCGUAACUCCAAACUCGCAGCUCACGGUCUUCUCCGCUGAGCAAUGUGAUAUUGAAACUGUUGUAACGUACAUCUGCUUUUUACCGGCAUUUUCCCAGCGCCUUUAACACAUAUUAACUGCUUGAAACGUCAAUACGCAGUUUCAGACACUGGAAAACGAAACAAUAGUGUCUGCGUGUGGAGUCACAGAAAGAGCCAGAAUCAUGAUGAAGAUCAGUCCUCAUUCACUCUUUCUCUUCGGUCCUUAACAAACAGACAGCACAACGGCCAUAGAGGAGGUUAAAAGGAGGGAGUUGAGCUCUUCCUCUGUGCAAACUUCAUCAUCAUCCUCUGCAAUGGAAGUUGCCCUGCGGCAGCAGAAAUAGUGAAAAAAAGAGAGAUGCAAGAGAAAAAGGACCAUCAGCCCAAAUCUGCCAGCAGCCUGGGAAAGGCUCAUCCUGCCCUGAAGGCCUUCAUGUGCGGCUCUCUCAGCGGCACCUGCUCCACUCUGCUCUUCCAGCCGCUGGAUCUGGUGAAGACAAGACUACAGACCUUGCAGAAUAACAUGCACCCAGGUGCUCCGAAAGUGGGGAUGAUUACAGUCCUUUUCAACGUGAUCCGCACAGAAAAGCUGCUUGGUCUGUGGAAGGGGGUUUCACCAUCAUUCAUGCGCUGUAUCCCUGGUGUAGGAAUCUACUUCAGCACAUUUUACUCACUGAAGCAGCAUUAUUUCCAGGAAGGGUCCCCAAGCGCUGGGGAGGCGGUUUUGCUCGGAGCAGGGGCUCGUUGUGUGGCAGGUGUAGCCAUGCUACCUUUCACAGUCAUUAAGACUCGUUUUGAGAGCGGGAGGUACAAUUACAUAAGUGUAGCUGGAGCUCUCAAAAGUGUGUGCCAGAAUGAGGGUCCCAAGGCUCUUUACUCCGGGCUCACAGCGACUCUGCUCAGAGACGCCCCAUUCUCUGGCAUCUACGUCAUGUUUUAUAGCCAGGCCAAGAAGGCUUUACCACAGGAAAUCAGCUCGUCAUCCAUUGCCCCACUGGUUAAUUUUGGCUGCGGUGUGGUGGCUGGGAUUUUGGCUUCUCUUGCCACUCAGCCAGCAGAUGUGAUCAAAACCCAUAUGCAAGUGAGCCCGGCGCUGUAUCCCAAGACCAGCGACGCCAUGCGCCAUGUUUAUGUUAAGCAUGGCCUGAGUGGGUUCUUCCGCGGGGCAGUUCCUCGUUCUCUGAGGAGAACCCUCAUGGCUGCAAUGGCCUGGACUGUGUACGAGCAGCUGAUGGCACGCAUGGGCCUGAAGUCCUAAAGACCUCCGCUGCACUUCAUGUGUUUAUCAGACUGUGCUUCAAGGGCGUUUCACAUGAUGGCGAUCUGUCGUCUGUGAAGGGUUGAUAAAAACACUAGCAGCUAAUGUUGGCUGAGCUACAGGUAGUGUGUGUGUGUCUGUGUUUUCAAGUGCAGUGAGUGUUUACCCAGUGACACCUCUGACAGUGACAUUCCCCAAUUGCCACAUUGUGAGUUUGUCUGUGUAUUGAGACAGAGGAAAACCAAUGAAAUGCUAAACCAUGUGCCGUUCUUACAAGAAACACUUCUCUCAUAAGAUAACAUGCCCUCCUAUGCAGCGUUUUUAAACCUUGUCAUCCUUUUUUUAUUCGAGGAUGAGGUUUAGCGGGCAUUACAAAAACAUUCUCACAGUACUCCAGCACCCAGACAAUCAAACCCAAUUACUCCAGGGCUGAAAACCGAACUGACACCAACACACACUGCUGUGAAUGAUUAUGCGAGUCUCGAUGCGAUGAUUUGUGCUGUGCUACUGAUCUCCAGUGCUGUAGGACUGGACGGAUUUUUAAGUGUGUUGCAGUGCACUGGGUUUUACUUUCUUGAGCGCUUCUGGGCACAGACAAAGCCAGGAUUUGUACAUAAUAAGACAUUGUAAGAUUUUAGACCUGGAGAAACAUUUCAUAUUUAUUUUAAAAUAAGAGAAGUAGUGCUCUGCUUGGAAUGGAAAGGACUUGUGCACAUAUCAUGGAGACGUGACAGUACUACAUUAGCUGUUCGUGCGUUUGGAUCAUAUUGAUUGACUUUUGUUGCGUUGUGUAGUAAUCAGCGUGCUAAGAUGCCAUCGUAUCGUCAGUGUAAUGUUACCUCUGCAUGACCCAUCAGGGUGAAUUUGAGGAAAUCUGUCAAAAAUGUCUCCGGAUAGUUGUUUAUUCUUAAUAAAUGCAGAACCAGUACAAUAGUUAAGGGAAAUGAGGCCCAUUUGAGAUUAUUUUCAUCGUAUUUAGGAACAUUUUCUCCUUCAAUGCUUCUCGAAUCAAUAAAUUUAGGUGAUUAUAUAUAAUAAUGUGAUUAUAAAUGAAUUAAGGAGAUAUUUAUUGUGUAGAACAUUGUAAUAUUGGUUGUUCUACCCCUAUUUAUUCAGAUUUUUUAACCAUUUUCGAUGUAACUUUUGAGAAAAAACUUAAAAAGCAUUAUAAUGAGAGUUUAAUGGAAAUGUUAUGGGCUAAAUAUUACCUGUCCACAGCCGAUUCGAUCAGCUAAUAUAUAUAGACCUUCUGCACCUACUGGUAGGGUCUGAAGGUUGUUCUCAUCCAAUCACAUGGUUAAUCAGCUAUAGAUCACAUACGACUGAAUUAUACACAUUAAGAAUUAUUUAUAUUAUUUAUUAAAUUUCCCAUUAUUGUAUUUUAUUAGCGUUUACCUCUACCCCAACCCUAAACCCAACCAUCACAGUAAAGUAAAAACAGAUCUGGAUCUGGAGUCUUCUCCAUUAGUAUAGCUGAUUAACCAUGUGGAUGGAUAGUAACAGCUUUCUAAGCCUACUAGUAGGCACAGAAGGCCCCUACUGGCCCAUAUCUAUCAGCUGAUAACGGCAAUUCAAUCAAGUGAUAACAUUUGAAGCGGAUGCUGGGCAUGCUUUUUAUGAAAUUCACCCUUUUCUCUUGGUGAUAGUUCCUUGCAUUUUGGAUAGUAACAGCUUUCUCAGACUACCAGUAGGCACAGAAGGCCUCUACUGGCCCAUAUCUAUCAGCUGAUAACGCCCAUUCAAUUGAGUGAUAACAUUUGAAGCUGAUGCUGGGCAUGAUUUCAUGAAAUUCACCCUUUUCUCUUUCUCUUAGUGAUAGUUCUUUGCAUUUUGGAUAGUAACAACUUUCUGAGACUACUACUAGGCACAGAAGGCCCCUACUGGCCCAUAUCUAUCAUCUGAUAACGCCCAUUCAAUCGAGUGAUUACAUUCGAAGCAGGUGCUGGGCAUGAUUUCAUGAAAUUCACCCUUUUCUCUGUCUCUUGGUGAUACUUGUGAAUAUAGUUUGCUUUUUGCCACUUAAAUACACUAAGGGUUCAUGCUGUGCACAAUUUUGAUCCCAGUAAAACUUAAAUGUUUUUGUUUUUCUGCAGAUACCAUAAUCAUAUUUCAUCAAGUGUGUUUGACCAUUUAAAUUCAAUAAGUUGAUGUGCUCAGCUCGUUAUAAUAACAAAUUAAAUUCCAUUAACUGUUUUAAAAUGUCUAGAAUCGCAUUGGCUUGUCCCAGAUUAUAUACGGCAAAAUCAAUUUAAUACCUAUAUUAAGAUUAUCAAAGACUCGUGGAGCCAAAUGAUACACUAGUUUAUGUCAAGUUUUGAAUCUACAUGUAAAUAGUUUGUCAAAGCACUUUAAAAGUCAGUGAAGUCGAUUGAAUCGGGCCUGUUUGGGUGUGUGUGUGUGUGUGUGUGUGUGUUGGUCAAAUGUUGCUAUAUAAGCCAUUGUGCUCUUGUGCUGUACUGUGGAGAUGUUCUUUGCCUUCACACAAUCAGUAUUGUCUGUAUUUCUUAUGGCCAUUUAUUGUUGGUAUUUUUCUGUAUGUGAGAAUGUUUGCACAUGCAAAUGUCGUGCCUAUGUGAAUAUGUCAAUAAAUCUGCCCCGUUUUCUACAU
Messenger RNA from Danio rerio (zebrafish), 3918 nucleotides. Lineage: Eukaryota; Metazoa; Chordata; Actinopteri; Cypriniformes; Danionidae. The record is from RefSeq and is a predicted model, not a curated record.